Molecule: messenger RNA, 1674 nt
Organism: Closterium sp. NIES-65
Lineage: Eukaryota; Viridiplantae; Streptophyta; Zygnematophyceae; Desmidiales; Closteriaceae
Source: the annotation of a GenBank genome assembly
AUGAGAGAGUGGGUGGUGGAGAUGAGAGAGUGGGUGGUGGAAAUGAGAGAGUGGGUGGUGGAGAUGAGAGAGUGGGUGGUGGAAAUGAGAGAGUGGGUGGUGGAGAUGAGAGAGUGGGUGGUGGAGAUGAGAGAGUGGGUGGUGGUGAUGAGAGAGUGGGUGGUGGAAAUGAGAGAGUGGGUGGUGGAAAUGAGAGAGUGGGAGGUGGAGAUGAGAGAGUGGGUGGUGGAUAUGAGAGAGUGGGUGGUGGAAAUGAGAGAGCGGGUGGUGGAGAUGAGAGAGUGGGUGGUGGAAAUGAGAGAGUGGGUGGUGGAGAUGAGAGAGUGGGUGGUGGAAAUGAGAGUGGGUGGUGGAGAUGAGAGAGUGGGUGGUGGAGAUGAGAGAGUGGGUGGUGGAGAUGAGAGAGUGGGUGGUGGAAAUGAGAGAGUGGGUGGUGGAAAUGAGAGAGUGGGUGGUGGAGAUGGGGUGGUAGAUAUGAGAGAGUGGGUGGUGGAAAUGAGAGAGCGGGUGGUGGAGAUGAGAGAGUGGGUGGUGGAAAUGAGAGAGUGGGUGGUGGAGAUGAGAGAGUGGGUGGUGGAGAUGAGAGAGUGGGUGGUGGAGAGAGUGCGACGCGCAGAGGAAUGCGGUCCUGAGGGGCCAACGGCAGUGCAGAGGUGGGGUGGGAAAGGGGGUGGCAGAGAGUGUGCUGGACUGCACCACAAGGCCACUUGUUCAACGCUGGGCCUUGAACAGGCAAUCGCCCUCCAUUCAUCACUGCACGCCGCCCACAUUCAUUCGCCUCUCCCUCUGCCCUCCACCUCCACGGCUGUUUCACAAGAGGGGAUGCAAGCAGCAGUAGCUCAUGUGCACACUCUCGUCCUUCACCACCACUGCGCUUGUCCAUGCUCCCUCCACCAUGCCACAUGCUCUUUGGCGACAGCCGCCGCACUGCCAAUGGCCACGGGGUGGGGUGGUGGCGCAAGGCAUGAGGGGCGUGGUGCAGCGCGGGAGUGGUGCUGCGGGAAGUGCAGCGGGGUCAAGGGGAAGUGGCGGCUGACAGACAGGAACGAGGGGCGCUGGAAGGGGAAGGCAGGGGGAGGUGCGUGUGGUGGGCGGGGAGAGUGGCUUGUGCAGACCUUACAUGGCGGCCAAUCGUUGCUGCUGCCACUGCUGCACGAGGCGAAGGGUGCAGCAGGGGUGUGCGGGUGGUGUGUGGAGUGGCAGGGGCAGGAGCAGUGGAGGGCGUGCGCUGCUGCGAAGAGCAAAGGCAGCUUAGCCACACUCGCCAACGGGAACUGCUGCCCCGCUCGCACGUUCGCGGACUGGCCAGAGGGAAGAUGCACCACUGCCACACCGAGUGCGCUGCUGCCCUCCCUCUCCCAUCGCAAUUACGCAUCCCCUCUCCCUUCACUCGCCCUUCCACUCAUCUCGCUCUCCUGUCUAGCCCCUCUUCACUUUCCCGCUUCCCCUUCCUCCCUCCCCCUCCCCCCCUCACUCUCCUUCCCUCCCCCCUUCCCCCUCCCCCCUCCCCCCACCCCCCUCCCCCCUCCCCCACCCCUCUUCCCCCACCCCUCCCCCCCGUCCCCCCUCGCCGUCCUGUCACCUGCCAUGGCGAACAGCCAGUCGCCGGAGCUGCCUCUGCAGGCGUCGCGCGUUCGUCGCCAGCGAUCGCGCGACGUUGCUCGCGUGCGAUGA